Carassius auratus (goldfish) is the source of this 8728-nucleotide messenger RNA. Its product is annotated as sodium channel protein type 8 subunit alpha. Lineage: Eukaryota; Metazoa; Chordata; Actinopteri; Cypriniformes; Cyprinidae. The record is from RefSeq and is a predicted model, not a curated record. The transcript has 27 exons. Bases 481 to 6357 code for a protein of 1958 amino acids. Gene Ontology annotation, cellular component: voltage-gated sodium channel complex; plasma membrane. Gene Ontology annotation, molecular function: voltage-gated sodium channel activity. Gene Ontology annotation, biological process: membrane depolarization during action potential; sodium ion transmembrane transport; neuronal action potential.
UUGAUUGCAGGGUGGACGCAGGUUGCACGGGUGUGGUAUGCUACAUUUUCUUGUUUAUGUUCCUCGCGAGCAGAAACCUUGCACAACGUCGUUGACAUAUCUCGCUGUCCUCUGAAAACGAUAGACGUUUUACUUGGGUUAAACGAAAUUGGGUUAUAUGACUAAGAAGAUGCUGGCUGUGUGAGUAUAAAAGGGUAAAUACGACGACAGAGCGAAAAAGCCACUGCAGUAUUUUUUUUUCCUCUGCGGCUUCGGCCCGCUCUCGUGAAGGCAUUGGGCUUUUAGAAACGUACGUUUUCAGACAAAAUCGUUUUCUGACCCCGAGGAAAACGUGACAACGUUUUGGAUAACGGAAAGAUGCUGUUCGCGAAACAGUCGUGCAAAUAAGCCAAGGAUUUCGUGACCAAACAUUAAGGAAUUCAAGAACUGGCUGCCGUGUAGUGUACAUAACAAGAGAAGAAGUUGCUGCAGGAUGAAAACAUGGCUGCACCCCUUGCUGCACCGCCAGGACCUGACAGCUUCAAAUACUUUACCAGGGAAUCUCUGUGUGAAAUCGAGAAGCGCAUUGCUGAGGAGAAAGCCAAACCGCCACCUAAACCAGACAGCAGCUACCGCGACGAUGAUGAUGAGAACAAGCCCAAGCCUAAUGGUGACCUGGAGGCAGGAAAGAGUCUGCCCUUCAUUUAUGGGGACAUCCCUCCUGGCAUGGUGGCAACACCAUUGGAGGAUCUCGAUCCUUUCUACAUGAAUAAGAAAACAUUUAUAGUCCUAAAUAAAGGGAAAACAAUCUUCCGAUUUAGUGCCACACCUUCCUUGUACAUGAUAAGCCCUUUUAAUCUCGCUAGGCGAAUAGCGAUUAAAAUUUUGAUACAUUCAGUAUUCAGCAUGUUCAUCAUGUGUACGAUUUUGACCAACUGUGUGUUCAUGACUUUUAGUAAUCCUCCUGAGUGGUCCAAACAAGUAGAGUAUACCUUCACUGGAAUUUAUACGUUUGAAUCAGGUGUGAAAAUCAUUGCCCGUGGAUUCUGUAUAGAUGAUUUCACAUUCCUUAGAGAUCCAUGGAACUGGCUGGAUUUCAUGGUCAUCUCAAUGGCAUAUGUAACAGAGUUUGUGGACCUGGGGAAUGUAUCUGCGCUGAGAACAUUCAGAGUUCUCCGAGCAUUGAAAACUAUCUCUGUCAUUCCAGGUCUGAAGACCAUUGUUGGCGCUCUGAUCCAGUCGGUGAAGAAGCUGUCAGAUGUGAUGAUCCUCACCGUUUUCUGCCUCAGUGUCUUUGCCCUCAUUGGUCUGCAGCUCUUCAUGGGAAAUCUGCGGCACAAGUGUGUCAUCUGGCCCAUCAACAUCACAGAACUAUACCAGGCCAAUGGCACCCAUGCAUUCAACUGGAAUGAGUACAUCAUGAACGAGACCAAUUUCUACGUCCUGCCGGACCAACUUGAUGCUCUUCUAUGUGGAAACAGCUCUGAUUCAGGUCGCUGUCCUGAAGGCUACACAUGCAUGAAGGCUGGUCGCAAUCCAAACUAUGGGUACACCAGCUUUGACAGUUUUGGCUGGGCUUUCCUGGCUCUUUUCCGCCUCAUGACGCAGGACUUUUGGGAGAACUUGUACAUGCUGACCCUGAGAGCAGCGGGGAAAACAUACAUGAUUUUCUUUGUGCUGGUCAUCUUUGUUGGCUCAUUCUACCUUGUGAAUCUGAUCCUGGCUGUGGUGGCCAUGGCAUAUGAGGAACAGAACCAGGCCACUAUGGAAGAAGCGGAGCGAAAGGAGUCAGAGUUUAAGGCCAUGCUGGAACAGUUGAAGAAACAUCAGGAGGAUAUGCAGGCGAAUGCCAUGGCGACAUCGGCCGGGACGGUUUCUGAGGACGUGGUGGAGGAUGAUGGUGAUGGAGGGGGGAACUUGUCCUGCAGCUCAUCUGAGAUGUCUAAACUCAGCUCCAAGAGUGCCAAAGAACGGCGCAACCGCAAGAAAAAGUGGCGGCAGAAAGAGCAGGAAAAGGAGAAGGGGGACAGUGAGAAGUUAGUCAAAUCUGAAUCGGAUGAUGGAAGCAGGAGGAGCAGAUUCCGUUUCCCUGACAACCGCUUAGGACGUAGGAGUUCUAUAAUGAACCAGUCUCUGCUCAGCAUCCCAGGCUCACCGUUCCCGUCAAGACGCAACAGUAAGAGCAGCAUCUUCAGCCGCUGUAAAGACGGAGGCUCGGAGAACGAGUUUGCAGAUGAUGAGCACAGCACGGUUGAGGAGUACGACGAGAGGCGCGAUUCGUUCUUAAGCCCACGUCGCAGCAGCUACACUGGAUACUAUGGCAAGCGCAACAGCACUGUGGAUUGCAAUGGAGUGGUGUCUCUCAUCGGGCCGGGGCCUGCCGGACGCCUACUGCCUGAGGUGAUAAUAGAUAAGGCAGCCACUGACGACAGCCCAACCACUGAUCUUGAAAUAAAGAAGAAGCUCUCAGGCUCUCUAAUGGUUUCCAUAGAGCAGCUUAACACAUCAUUUGGGCGUAAGGAGCGAGCCAACAGUGUCAUGAGUGCAUUAACAAACACAUUGGUUGAGGAAUUGGAAGAGUCUCAGAGGAAUUGUCCACCAUGCUGGUACAAAUUUGCCAACAAGUUUCUUAUCUGGGACUGCGGCCCUGUUUGGAUGAAGGUUAAGGAGAUUGUGAACCUGAUUGUGAUGGACCCUUUUGUAGACUUGGCUAUCACCAUUUGUAUUGUGCUGAAUACUCUCUUCAUGGCCAUGGAGCAUUACCCUAUGACGCCGAAUUUUGAGCAUGUGCUGAGUGUCGGAAACCUGGUGUUUACUGGUAUCUUCACUGCCGAAAUGUUUGCCAAACUGGUUGCAAUGGACCCAUACUACUAUUUCCAGGAAGGCUGGAAUAUUUUUGAUGGCUUUAUCGUGAGCUUGAGUUUAAUGGAGUUGGGCUUGGCCGAUGUAGAAGGUCUUUCUGUGCUGAGAUCAUUCCGAUUGCUGAGAGUUUUUAAACUGGCUAAGUCAUGGCCCACCCUAAACAUGUUGAUAAAGAUCAUCGGUAACUCAGUGGGAGCUUUAGGGAACCUGACCCUGGUGUUAGCCAUCAUCGUCUUCAUCUUCGCUGUGGUGGGCAUGCAGUUGUUUGGGAAGAGCUACAAGGACUGUGUGUGCAAGAUCAAUGCUGAUUGUGUGCUGCCCCGCUGGCACAUGAAUGACUUCUUUCACUCAUUCUUAAUCGUGUUCCGGGUGUUAUGUGGAGAGUGGAUUGAGACCAUGUGGGACUGUAUGGAGGUGGCUGGACAGGGAAUGUGUCUGAUCGUCUUCAUGAUGGUCAUGGUCAUAGGGAACUUGGUGGUCUUGAAUCUGUUCCUUGCCUUGCUGCUGAGCUCAUUCAGUGCAGACAACUUGGCAGCUUCUGAUGAUGAUGGUGAGAUGAACAACCUGCAGAUUUCAGUCAUUCGCAUUAAGAAGGGAAUUGCCUGGGUAAAAGUCAAAGUUCGAGAGCUGGUCAACAUCAUCCUCAGGAGGAAGGUCACAGAUGAGGCCAAGCCGCUAGAUGACAUGUACGACCAGAAGCUGAACUGUAUUGCCAAUCACACAGGCGUGGACAUCAGUCGUGACCUGGACUAUCAGAAAAAUGGCAAUGGAACCACCAGUGGUAUUGGAAGUAGUGUGGGCAAGUACAUGAUUGAUGAUGACCACAUGUCCUUCAUCCACAACCCCAACUUGACCAUUUGCGUGCCCAUCGCCGUGGGCGAGUCAGACUUUGAAAAUCUCAACACAGAAGAUUUCAGCAGCGAGUCUGAAGCUGAGGGCAGCAAAGAAUUGGAUGACAUCAGCUCUUCAGAAGGCAGCACCAUAGAUAUUAAACCAGAAGUAGAGGAAGCAGUGGUGGUGGAGGCAGUAGAGGAAUAUGUUGACCCUGAAGCUUGCUGGACUGAAGGUUGUAUUGCCCGCUACAAGUGUUGUGAUGUGCCCAUCACGGAGGGCUGGGGUAAGAACUGGUGGUUCCUACGGAAAACCUGCUAUCUCAUUGUGGAGCACAACUGGUUUGAAACCCUCAUCAUCUUUAUGAUCCUCCUCAGUAGUGGAGCAUUGGCUUUUGAGGAUGUGUACAUUGAACAGAGAAAGACAAUCCGUAUCAUUCUGGAGUAUGCUGACAAGGUUUUUACCUACAUCUUCAUAUUGGAGAUGUUAUUGAAGUGGGUGGCCUACGGUUUUGUCAAGUACUUCACCAACGCCUGGUGCUGGCUGGACUUCUUCAUUGUCGACGUGUCUAUAAUCAGCCUUAUAGCUAAUGCGCUGGGCUACUCCGAACUAGGGCCCAUUAAAUCACUCAGGACACUAAGGGCCCUGAGACCCCUCAGAGCAUUGUCACGUUUUGAAGGGAUGAGGGUGGUAGUCAAUGCCUUGGUGGGUGCCAUCCCUUCCAUUAUGAAUGUCUUGCUGGUUUGCCUCAUCUUUUGGCUGAUUUUCAGUAUCAUGGGCGUUAACCUGUUUGCGGGAAAGUAUUACUACUGCUACAACGAAACGGAAAAGGCAUACUUCGAAAUUGAUAUAGUCAACAACAAAACAGAGUGCUUUGAGUUGAUAAAUCAGAACUUCACUGAGGUGCGCUGGAAGAACGUCAAAAUCAACUUUGACAAUGUGGGUGCUGGUUACUUGGCUCUUCUUCAAGUGGCAACCUUUAAAGGAUGGAUGGACAUCAUGUAUGCAGCAAUUGAUUCACGAAAGGUGGAAUUCCAGCCAAAAUAUGAGGACAACAUAUACAUGUACAUCUACUUUGUCAUCUUCAUUAUAUUUGGCUCUUUCUUCACACUAAACCUCUUCAUUGGUGUCAUCAUUGAUAACUUCAACCAGCAGAAGAAAAAGUUUGGAGGUCAGGAUAUCUUUAUGACAGAGGAGCAAAAGAAGUACUACAAUGCUAUGAAAAAGCUUGGCUCAAAGAAACCUCAGAAACCCAUACCCAGACCCCAGAACAAGCUCCAGGGGAUGGUGUUUGACUUUGUGACACAGCAGGUCUUUGAUAUUUCCAUCAUGAUCCUCAUUUGUUUGAACAUGGUCACCAUGAUGGUUGAGACGGAUGAUCAGUCAGAUGAGACUGAAAACAUUCUAUACUGGGUUAACUUCAUCUUCAUUGUGGCCUUCACCACUGAGUUUGUCCUGAAGCUGUUUGCACUGCGUCAUUAUUACUUCACCAACGGUUGGAACAUCUUUGACUGUGUUGUGGUCAUUCUCUCUAUUGUGGGUAUGUUCCUGGCUGACCUGAUUGAGAAGUACUUUGUGUCACCAACGUUGUUCAGGGUAAUCCGUCUGGCUCGAAUCGGACGUAUCUUGCGUCUAAUCAAAGGAGCAAAGGGCAUUCGGACCCUGCUGUUUGCCCUGAUGAUGUCACUGCCAGCCCUGUUCAAUAUUGGCCUUCUGCUGUUCUUGGUCAUGUUCAUCUUUUCUAUCUUUGGCAUGUCAAACUUUGCCUAUGUGAAGCGGGAGGCUGGCAUAGAUGACAUGUAUAAUUUUGAAACAUUCGGGAAUAGCAUGAUCUGCCUGUUCAUGAUAACCACCUCAGCGGGGUGGGAUGGCCUUCUUGCUCCCAUUCUCAACUACCCACCGGAUUGUGACCCGAAUAAGGAGAAUCCAGGUACCUCAGUGAAAGGUAACUGCGGAAAUCCUUCGGUGGGCAUCUCCUUCUUUGUCAUGUACAUCAUUGUCUCAUUUCUUAUUGUGGUGAACAUGUACAUCGCCAUCAUUCUGGAGAACUUCAGCGUCGCCACAGAGGAAAGUGCUGAUCCGCUUUGCGAGGAUGACUUUGAGUCCUUCUACGAAAUCUGGGAAAAGUUUGACCCCACUGCCUCCCAGUUUGUAACCUUUGCCAAGCUGAGCGACUUCGCUGACACUCUGGAGCACCCGCUGCGCGUUCCCAAGCCCAACACUAUAGAGCUGAUCGCCAUGGACCUGCCCAUGGUGAGCGGCGACCGUAUUCACUGCCUAGACAUCUUGUUUGCCUUCACCAAACGUGUGUUGGGUGAUAGCGGCGACCUGGACAUGAUGCGGGAACAGAUGGAGGAGCGAUUCAUUGCUGCCAAUCCUUCCAAAGUAUCUUUUGAGCCCAUCACCACCACUCUGCGCCGGAAGCAGGAGCACAUGUCUGCUUCGGUCAUCCAGCGUGCUUACCGUGCUCAUCUAAUUCGGAAAGGCUUCAUCACAAAGCGCUUACUAAGCAGCAGGCUGGAGAAUGGUGGGACCAAUCAGGAGAAGAAGGAGGGCACACCUUCUACUGCCUCGCUGCCAUCCUACGACAGCGUGACCAAACCCGAGAAGGAGCAGCUGGAGGAGAUUGACAGCAAGGACAAAAAAGUCAAAAACCAAAAAGAUGUCAAGGAGUCCAAGUGUUAGGAACGAUGGAGACCGAACUCUUGAGUCGAGACUGAAACUAUCUAUUCCAACAAAUGUAUAGAAAAUCAUUUGCAAACAAAAAAAAAUACAGAAAUCUUUGGGGAACAAGGUUGUUUACAGACAACAAAUGCACAGGUGCAACGGGAAAGAAGCUUGGUUUUUAACAGAUUUAAAGAUGACCAAACCAACCUAUGAGCUUACUGUAUUAAAUUUGUGCUCAGUGACCAAGAUUUUAUUGUUCCAACUGCAGCCGAAAGGCACUUACAAGGAGAAAUAAAACAAUGACCUAUGGUAGACAUCUUUGAUAGGGACCACCUGCCAAAGGACAAAGCAGUGCAAAGCAAGCUCAUAAGAUGGAUCCUUUUGCACCACCCAUGCGUGGAGUUCAGCAUUCCUCUACUAUGGACAUCCCUUUCAAACACUACACUGCCGAAAUCCCACGGAAACCUCCCGCUCAUCCCAGGAGGAAUCUGGGACAUUGUAUUUUAACCGUAGGAGAAACAGUAAUAACAAUGUUAACUCAAUCAUGUGGAGUGUCCGCGAAAAAAACAAAAAACAAAAAAAGAACAAAAAACAAAACAGAACAUUAUGCAAGGGUUUUCAGUUGUUGUGAUGAAUAUCUCACAUUAUUUGACCCACAAAAAGUAGGGAAAAAAGCUCAGCCCAUGUCUUUCAUCUCAUCAUCUCUUUGUUAUACAUUAAGAAAAAAUACAUUUUAUACAUGGGCUUUCACAUCGAUACUGGGUUGGGAACUUACUCAGAUCGAGUUCCUGGUAAAUAAAUAAUUAAAUGUGCUUGUUCAAUGCAUAGAAAUGACUUGCAUGGUGGCAUGUUUUGAUCAGGAAUCAUGCAUGUAUAAUCAUAGUCCACUUGACACUGCUACUCGAACCACAUCAGUGGCUUGACCAUACAUUUGAUACUGUCCACUAGCUAUUGAAUAGAUAUAGCUGGGAAAUGAUUGGUCAAUAGCAACAUAUUUAACUACUGGCUAUGACAAGUAUACUUAUACUUACCCCUCGUAAAGCUUGCUUCCUGAUUAACCGAUUCUCACACCAUGUGCGUAUUCUAAGGAGGUCGAUCAAAGCCAUGCCUUCGUUUGGAUAUACAAUGUGGCACCUGCACAUUCACACACCCGUAAAAAGGUGUUUCACUGCCCUGGACUUGAGAAGUUGGAAUGAAAAUUUGGGGAAACGAUUUCACUCGUAUCAAAUCUUGGGUUAAUAAACCUUGAUUUGCUUUUUUGCACCAGCAAUAUGAUUCAACUGCCCCACAAUGUGCAGCUGAGGCUUCAGUAGGGCCUUCAGUAGAUCUUCAAAAGGUACAGCCACCAUGCCAUUUAAACCCUUACAAUGCUUUGUCAGGCCUCGGUGGGAGGUGAUCUCUUCCAUUUUCCUGGAGCUACUUGUCUUCGUGUCAGCGCAUACUCAUGUUUACCAUUUAAAGAGGUUGUCAGUUGUCUAAGCAUCUUGGUUUGUCUUAAAGAUGUUGAGGAAAGCACUCGAGAAGCCAUUUUUGAAUGCAUCCUGAAGACAUAUGAUAGCUUUCUCCCUGCUGAAUGAAAAAAGUGACAGAUGUAUAUUUGUUAUAGCUUGGAUUAUACAUGUAAAUUGACCUUACACAGCAGAAAAACAGGGGAGGUGUCACUUUUAGAAUGAAAUGAUGAUGAGUACUUGUGUUGUCUGAUAGCAUGCAGUUUAUUUUAGCCAGUGAUGCUGAUACUACAAAUUGGCUCAAUGUUACCGCUUGAGCAAACUGCCAUUCCUUCUUGCUCUGGGGGCAAUAGAAACUGAUUUGAUUUUAUUGUUUCAUUACCUCUCCUAUUCAGUAAGGAUGAAUUCUCAUUUUGGUAUGGGUUAGCUCAGUGUGAGGUGUAAAGGUUUACCACAGAUAACAUAAUACAAUGCUAAUACACUGGUAUAGGAUUAUGAAAAAUCAUAUGAAAUCUCAAACUGCUGGGUCAAUAGACGUACGCCACCAGAGCCAAAAUGCGGGAGAGCACACCAGUUGACAAACCCAAUUCCUUUACUUUUCAGACCUGUAUGUCUGCUUACUGCCGGAGAUCUGUAAAUAAGUGACGCCUGGUGAAACACUUUUCCCCCCAACUUCCAUUUUAGUUCAGAUGUGAAACAGCAAUUCACUCUCACUGACUGUAUGACAAGUUAAUGUAUCAUUCAGUGUACAGGAGGGGGCUAUGAUGUACAUGGCACAAUUGCUGAAAAGAAUGAACUUUUUGAGGAAAACUAUAAGCAUUGUAAUGUAUUAUUUUCUUUUAAAUGGCAUGCUUUGUUGUGGGUUUUGUAAAUACAGAAUUUUAAAGAAUUACUGCUAUUAAUCUAAUAAUAAAUUAUAACGAUGAUAUAGAAUGGCUUCC